Fimicolochytrium jonesii is the source of this 922-nucleotide messenger RNA. RefSeq lists its product as uncharacterized. The record is from RefSeq and is a predicted model, not a curated record. The transcript has 2 exons. Bases 134 to 808 code for a protein of 224 amino acids. Lineage: Eukaryota; Fungi; Chytridiomycota; Chytridiomycetes; Spizellomycetales; Powellomycetaceae.
UUGUUCGUCUGUAUCCCGGGAUCGUCAGUCAACCAGAUGACUGUCAAGUCCCGUCACUGUCUGCCCAACAUCUGGGCAUGAAGCAUUCUGACAACUUCCGUGGGAUGCACCAUAUUCCGCUUCAUUGUCUGUGAUGAAUAUCUCCCCCUUGGGGUGUAUGCUCAACGAAUGUUUUCCGAAAUGUACAGUAGCUCUCUUGAAAAAAGGACCACAGACUCGCAGUAAUAUAAUGUGCAUGACACGUACGACGGCGCCUAAUGCUAUCCAAAACGCAUCUAUACUCCUUGUAACAAAAGAGCGCGACUCUACAUCUACCCUCCGCCAUUCCAUCCCCAUAUAUACAGCUUUCUCAAAGUCUCUCCUCCAACACGCCAUCCCCGCGCCUCGCCGCCUCCCUCGUCACCACCCCGACCACAAGUCCCGCGGUCCGUUGCACCAGCUCGUUAUACCAGUCCAUCCCGGCCUCCGAGUUGAAAACGUUCAUGUGGGCGUCGAUCUCGUUGAGGUAGGGGUGGGUCAUUGUGCUGAAGAGGGUGUCGGUGUCGGUGUCGUUGUUGGGGUAUCUUUUGGGGUGGGUAUAUUGGGUGGGUUUGAUGGGGUGGGUUCGACGGGUGGUGAUGUUGAGGGGGUUGGCGGUCUGGCGGUCUGGGGUGCGCCCUCUGCCGGUAUUUUGACGGAAUCAGAAGGGUUGGCAGGCGCCGUCGAUGCCACAGGUACGCUCUCUGAUUGUCCCGAUGCAGUUGGGGCAAACGCUGUAGAUGGGUCGGGUGUGCUUUGCGAUGGUUGCUCAACUGUUGCGGAAGCGUAGGGUGUCGGCAACGUUCGCAAUUCGUUAAUCACGGUGGUCGUUGUUGUCGUUUCCACGACCUGUCCCUUCUCAUCAAUGUCCAUCAUCUGGACAGUCGCGCUGGCGGCCGACGUU